ACAGUCUGCUGAUUAAAAAUGUUCCACCGAUUCUUCAUUCUGCUUUGGCUGCUCAAGGCUGUCUGUUCAGCUCAUUCCACAGGCACUGUAGCCACCAGCUGUGAGUCCUGUCAUCCACUGGCUCGAUGCCACACCUCCCUCCAUGACAACAGUGUGGAGACUGUGGGCGUGUCCUGCCACUGUGAGGGCGGCGUGGUGGGAGAUGGAUUCACCUGCUACAACAAAACCACCUGCGACGAUGGCUGCUGCGACCGAGGUUACCGCUGGUCGCCGCUGCAGGGCUGCGUGGAUAUCGAUGAGUGUUUGCUGCCCCGGCCUCCCUGUGGUCUCGGCCAGCUCUGUGAAAACACCAGAGGCUCCUUCACCUGCCUGGUGGCGACCCCUGAUCCACAAAGUCAAACCGCACCCCGGUCAGUGAAGUUUGCCUGCGGUGGCACACAGUGCCCUUUUGGUCAGGACUGCCUCCAUGUGAAUGGCACAUCUCAGUGCAUUGACCCCUGUCAGCACUACACUCCGUUACAAGAUGACUGGCGAGCCACAGACUUCAGGGUGGACCCAGAGUCUGUGGCCUGCGACAGCCGCACAGAUUGGCAGGGCUGGUACCGUCUGUUCAUCGGUAACAACAGUGUCCAGAUGCCAGAGAGGUGCAUUGAGAGUCACAUGUGUGGGACCGAUGCUCCGCUGUGGCUGCGGAGUCCCCACCCGCUGGACUCGGAGGGCAUUGUACGGGCGGAAGUUUGCGGCAGCUGGGAAGGAGAUUGCUGCCAGUUUCAGUCCAACCUCAUCCACGUCAAAGCCUGCCCAAGAAACUACUACGUCUACAAGUUUGUGAGCCCGACUUUGUGUCGACUAGCUUACUGUGCAGAUGUAAACACCGUGGUGUGUAGUACCUGCGCUGAAGGCAAGACCUGUGUGAGCGAUGACAAGAUCAACUGGAGGUGUGGAGAUCCAGUAGUUUCAGCUCCUCGGGUGAGGCUGGUAAACGGUAACUCAGAGUGCUCUGGGAGGGUGGAGGUCCUCUAUAACAACCAGUGGGGAACAGUGUGUGAUGAUCUUUGGGAUUUAAACGACGCCCAGGUGGUCUGCAGACAGCUGCAGUGUGGCCCCGCCCAGUUGGCACUUGGUAGCACCAACUUUGGACAGGGUACCGGACCGAUCUGGUUGGACGAUGUUGCCUGUACAGGCAGCGAGUCGGCAUUAUCAGAAUGUGGCCAUCCAGGGUUCGGAACUCAUAACUGCAACCAUGCUGAAGAUGCUGGUGUCGUCUGUUCAGAUGAACUUGGUGGUUUUCCAGAGCCGGAGCUGGACUGUGGACAGGACCACCUGCGCCUGAUGGUCCAGAAGAGGCUGCUGGAGGAACGAGGGCUGAACGCCUCCUCCGCCCACCUGAUCGACCCGCGCUGCCAGCAGCAGGUCGACCACCAGGAGGCGAUGUGGUACCUGGUGGAGCGAAGGAAGAGUGUCUGUGGAAACGUGGUGAAGCCAUGUUAG
This is a messenger RNA of Morone saxatilis (striped sea-bass), 1491 nucleotides long. RefSeq names its product scavenger receptor cysteine-rich type 1 protein M160-like. Bases 19 to 1491 code for a protein of 490 amino acids. Gene Ontology annotation, cellular component: membrane. Gene Ontology annotation, molecular function: calcium ion binding. Lineage: Eukaryota; Metazoa; Chordata; Actinopteri; Moronidae. The transcript is spliced from 6 exons. The record is from RefSeq and is a predicted model, not a curated record.